UCUCUCUCUCCAUGCGCGUUUCGUUAAUCAACGAAUCGUGGAAAAUUAAGAUCGUCCCUGUUGGAUUGCAGUGGGUGGAAGAGUCGUUCACCAACUUCGACAAGGGCAUCAAUUGGCGGAGUUACGUUGUCUGCGACGUGGCGUACAACAACGUGAACAAUUGGCUGUGGACCCCGUUCAUCGAGAGGGGACCGGCGAACCGCAUGUACAUAGAGAUCAAAUUCACCACCCGCGACUGCUCCCUGUUCCCAGGAAACGCGCUCAGUUGCAAAGAGACGUUCAGCCUGCUUUACUACGAGUUCGACGUGGCCACCAAGGAGCCGCCCCCGUGGGAAACGGACAGUUACAAGUUGAUCGGGCGCAUAGCCGCAGGCGAGGGAAGGUUCAACACGAACACCGAGGUGGUGAUAAACACGGAGGUGAAAUCGAUCCCCGUGACGAAGAAGGGCGUCUACUUUGCGUUCAGGGACCAGGGCGCUUGCAUCUCGAUCCUUGCCAUCAAAGUUUACUACAUCAGCUGCCCGGAGAUCUCGGUCAACUUCGCGCACUUCCCCGCAACGCCGACCGGCCGCGAGGUGGCGCUGAUCGAGCAAACGAUCGGCACCUGCGUGGCGAACGCCGUUGUGAUCGAGCAGCCCACCUUCCUCUGCAAGGGGGACGGCAAGUGGUACCUGCCCAGCGGCGGAUGCCACUGCAAGCCGGGAUAUCAGGCCGACGUUGAGAAGCAAGAGUGCACCGAGUGCCCGAUCGGUAAAUUCAAACACGAGGCGGGAUCGCACAGUUGCGAGGCUUGCCCGGCGCACAGCAAAUCGUCCGAUUACGGGUUCACGGAGUGUCGUUGCGAUCCAGGCUACUUCAGGGCCGAGAAGGAUCCCAAGAAAAUGCCCUGCACGCAACCACCGUCGGCCCCGCAAAAUUUGACCGUGAACUUCGUCGACCAGUCCACCGUGUUUCUCUCUUGGAACGCGCCGCACAUGCUCGGCGGCAGGACGGAUACGACUUACAGGGUGGUCUGCGACGCUUGUAGCAUGGGUGUCAAAUACAUUCCCAACACCGUACGUUCUUUUUUGCCUUCCUUUCUCUCGUUCUUUCUC
This is a messenger RNA of Apis florea (little honeybee), 1094 nucleotides long. It is a transcript of the gene Eph, whose product is annotated as Eph receptor tyrosine kinase. Gene Ontology annotation, molecular function: protein binding; transmembrane-ephrin receptor activity; ATP binding. The record is from RefSeq and is a predicted model, not a curated record. Lineage: Eukaryota; Metazoa; Arthropoda; Insecta; Hymenoptera; Apidae. Gene Ontology annotation, cellular component: plasma membrane; dendrite. Gene Ontology annotation, biological process: protein phosphorylation; ephrin receptor signaling pathway; axon guidance.